This is a messenger RNA of Pantherophis guttatus, 6577 nucleotides long. It is a transcript of the gene TNS4, whose product is annotated as tensin 4. The record is from RefSeq and is a predicted model, not a curated record. Gene Ontology annotation, cellular component: focal adhesion. NCBI's taxonomy places the organism in Eukaryota, Metazoa, Chordata, Lepidosauria, Squamata, Colubridae. Gene Ontology annotation, molecular function: protein binding.
GCUACCAUUAAAGGAAUAGUACCCUCAAGGCACUGAGAUUUGUUCACACUUUCUUUUUGCCACACUUUGGAGGCUGAGGGCAUCAGAGAAAAGAGCAACCACCGAGUUUAGGUCCUAUGCACAUGGGACUUCUCAAUAAAUGAAUCAGGAUCCAACUAAAGUUUACAGGUAUUGGCAAAAUUGGAAUCAAUCACAACAUAAAGACAAGAAGACUUAAUAGCUUCAGGAUGUCAAAAGUCAUCCCAAAUCAUGUGGUACGGGUUGGGCAGACAGUGUGCAUUUCACCCAAAGAAGAACAUGCCUGUUUGCAGCACCCAAAUGAUGGUUUGUCCUGUCACACAUUGCCAAUGCAGUGUUUUUAUUAUACAGUGGAAGGCUGGGACAGGAAGAACUUGUUGGCUCAAACCCAAGGAUGUUCACCACCUAAUAAAUCUGUUAAAUCUACUGCAAUAGUCACACCUGUGCCUUCUCAACAUCCUGAGGACAAACAUCAACAGGAAAAAUCAACAGAGCCAAAUGAAGACAGCUAUCCAGCCUCUCCUACUUUGGAUAUAUCUAUUGAGAACUUGAAUCGCUUGAUCUUGGAAAUUGACCCAACUUUCAAGCCUCUGCAACAGCUGACUCAGGCAGACAGUCCCCUCCAAGCUGUUCCACAAAGCAACACCAGUGUGGUGGCAAAGCAUGAACAUGAUACAUCAGACAUAAAAUAUAUUGAAAUGUCACCAAGCAAAACCAAGUAUCAAGAGUCUUGGCAGAGCUCAAGAAGUCCUUCCAGCACUCCAUUUUCUGUGUCUUCCCCAAACCGGGGUCAUUUAUUUCCACGUGGAGGCAACCUUGGCUAUAACUGCGAUGCCGUUGGUAAUAUUUCUGGCAGUGCACAGCAUUUCUCCCCUACAGGAAGGCAGUCACCAACUUGCAUCCAAGUAUCAGAGAGUAUCUCCAUUCCACAACGAGAUCAGAAGAACUUUGCAUCCUAUGGUUCAAAUUCUUCCCUAGCUUCCUCUCCGGGCAUCCUGCAGCUCAGGAGGAUGGCACAACGAUGCAGUGAGGCAUCAAUGCUUUCAACAAGUCCUGGGUCAGACACCAGUUACAUUUUUGGAAGCAGCAGCAGCCAGUCAUUGUCCAACCAUGAAUCUGACACACCUCUAACUAGGUCAAUAGGAAGUCCCUCCUCUGUUGAAUCCCUGACAGGGAGUUAUGUUACAUCCAACAGCCCUGGUUCUUCCUACCCCAGAGCCACAUGCUCCCAGAAACAGAAUUCUCCUCUAACUCAGCCAUACCAGAAAGGACAAACCCAUACCUACACCCACUCUCUUUCAUCUGUUACAAACUCCCCACUCCCAAUCCCUAUAGUGCUCAUCAAUGGUCUCCCAGAAGAGAGUGUGACAGCUACUCAACUUUCCAGGGGCUGCUCCAGUUCCUUCAAAGAUAAGAUGCCUAAGACCAAUUCCAGCAGUUUUUCAGGAGUUAAUGGUUUAAACAAUUCCUAUUCUGACAACUCAGGUUCCUCCACUUCAUCUCUGGAUGGGUAUUCCAAAGAAGCCCAGACAACUAUGAAGUUUGUGAUGGAUACCUCUAAAUAUUGGUUCAAACCCAGCAUCACAAGAGACCAAGCUAUCCAACUGCUAAUGGACGAGCCACCGGGUACAUUUAUUAUGAGGGACAGCACAUCUUAUCCUGGCUCAUUUGGCUUAGCCCUGAAAGUCUUCAGCAACAAAGCAGGUACUCAGAAUUCCUGCUUCGAACUGCAAAAAGGAGAAGAUGCUGGUAACCACAUUAGACACUUCCUCAUUGAGUCUUCUCCCAAAGGAGUGCAUCUUAAGGGCACGGAAGAAGAACCCUAUUUUGGGAGUCUCUCAGCAUUUGUAUAUCAACACACCAUUAUGCCAUUAGCACUACCCUGCAAACUGAUUAUUCCUAGCCAAGCUUUUCUCAGUGAUGAAAAUCCAGUCCUUGGUUCAGAAGCUGCUCUUCCUUUGUCCCAGAAAACUGCUGUAUGUAAUCUCCUGUAUCUGCACUCGGUGACUAUGGAAACUCUCACUGGCAAAGCUGCAGUUCAGAAAGCUGUAUCUUCCACUUUUGAACAAGAGAUACUGCCUACGCCCACCAUUGUCCACUUCAAAGUUACUGCACUAGGAAUAACUUUGACUGACAUCCAGAGAAAGAUCUUUUUCAGACGGCACUAUCCAUUGGCUACCAUCAGUUUUUGUGACAUGGAUCCUGAAAAUCGAAAGUGGCAAAAGUUUUCUAAAACUUCAAGGAUCUUUGGUGUUGUUUCCAAGAGCCCAGCUGAUUCUGAGAAUAUUUGCCACCUCUUUGCAGAAUAUGAUGCCGUGCAUCCCGCUUCUCACGUAGUUGACUUUAUCCAGAAACUUCUCCUUGAUGUCUAAGGCUGCCACAGUACUGAAAUGUCUGUUUCUAACAAAUUCUUUGCCUUGUGCAGUGUGCCAAAUGAUGUUACCUCUUCAAGCUGCUGUGUUGUGUUUUGAGGCUGCAUAUUGGUUUUCAUCAAUAGGAUACUACUUAAGAUUAUUGGUAUCAACCUUCAUAAUCUCCAGACAAAAAAUAAUAAUCACUGGCUGGGGAGUGAUCGAUCUGAAACAAUAUCUGUUAAUAUCUGUUCCCUCUGUUACAAUAGAAUAGUUGCAAUGAGAAAUAAGAGGAUUUUAUGGGAAUAGUUUAACAGAGAACCAGAACAUGCUCUGUCCUAUCUGCAGAUAGACUAGCAUUGUAUUUCCUGACCUUCUGUUUUCUCAGAAACCUAUCUGUCUUAUUGGAAAAGAUAUUUUUUACAAUUGAUGUUGCUUUUUUUUGUAACAACUCAAAUACUGGGAAUAAGAGUGCUGAUAGUGAUGUAAUAGAUUAUUGACACCGUUUCAAUGCCUUUUUGAUAUUAUGUUUCACUUCUUCAUUUAUUGUAAUGGCCAGUGGGGAAGUCCAAUAAACUAAAUUUGCAAGCUACUUUGCGCUGAAAUGAAAUUGAAAUGUAAUAAAACAUGCAAUUUUACCCUAAAAACAAAAAACAAAAAAAAAUCAAAAACAGGAAUCUGUCGUGGCAAUACCUGUUGUGACUUCAUCAUUAAUGAAUGAAACAACUCUUCAAGCUUGUGUUUCCCCACUUUGUAAGGAAGUUUUUUAAAAACCCAGGGUUUCAAAAUAAUUUUUGUUGUUGCUGUUGUUUUGUUGUCAGAAAGUUAUUUCCAAUAUUAUACAAAAUACUCAGCCUUUUCUUAUUGCGUCAGUCUUUCACAUAUACUCCUUUUUGCCUGGCCAUUGGCCUCAAUAAUGCAGCAGAGGACUGGGGAUGCAAUGAAAGAGCAAUUCUUAAGCAUUAAGAAAAGCAUGAAUGUAAGAGUUUAUCACUUCUUUCCAUCCUGCAUGGAACUUGCUAUAAUUGAUUUGCAUCAGGCAUAGGCACUCUGUACCAUGAAAGCUGAUGGACAGAGAAUGAAAAGACAGGCAGUUUGAGCUGCAAAUGUGACACAUAUAGGUGCAAAUCCUCCUUGAUUAUACUGUAAAUUCAGGAGACAUGAGAAGACUAGUUCAGUGCCUUGACUCUGAGAGGUUCAGGAACUGAAUGCUGCUUUAAGUCUACCUCUCUCCCUGAGAUAACCUUUUUCAUUACAUCCUAUGGCAUUUUGAAAAUAAUUAAUAUAAUUAUAUUUCUUGGUUUCCCUUGAUCACUUUAACUGCUGAACCAUACUUUGAAUGGCGUAUACUUCAUUGCUUCCACCCAUGACUGUCAAAUCAAUGGCAUUUUCUCAGGUACACCAAAUUGUUCUCCCUCCAUACUGUUAGACAGUCUUUCCACCUGCCCAACAGACCUGAUUUCAGCUUGUGUCCUUGAAAAGGAAGCUGGAGUAGGAUAAGAGGAAAUGGAGAGGGAGGGUCUCAGAAUGAGAACAGAUAAGUCAAUUAUUUUCACUGUAGAGAGAUAAUCACCUAAAUACCAUUGCACUGAUUUCAUUUAUGUUGAAUUAUUUCCCCAUGCAAGAAAACAUAAUAUUAAAAACAACAUUUCUGGGGCUUGGAGCACUUUUUAACUCUUAAGCUAACACACUGUGUAUGAAUUACUUAAAUAAAGAGCUGACUAGACUUAGUUCUAUUGCAUAGCUUCAUAAAGGUGCAAGAGGCCAUCCUGAUUCGUGUGGGAAUUGAAAUUAAAACAUCCCAAACAGAAAGCUGUCUAGCCUCCAAUGAAAGGAUACCUACUUCUUUUUACUGUCAAACUAUUCUUGUCCUUAAAAAGCUUUUUUCAACACUCAAUAAGACUGUGACUUCCUGUCACUGAAAUCCAGUCCUCCAUAUCCUGCUUAAAUAGGGUUUGCUCAAUAACCCACAAGCGUCACAGUUCACAAAUCACAGAAACAGCAAGCAUAAUUCAGAAACUUUUGUGACUGGGUUCUCACAGGGCAUUAAGUCAGGGGCAAGCAAUCUUUUUGAGUUGGGUGUUAUAUUUGAAAUGUGGAGACCAGAGAGGUUUGCCUCAAUGGUUGUGGCCAAUUGGCAAACUGUCGUAUGCUUUCUAUUCAGCUAAGUCAUAGUUAUCAAUCAGAAGAGAGCUGGAGGGGACCUUGGAGGUCUUCUCAUCCAAGCCUCUGCUCAAGCAGGAAGCUCUACACCAUUUCAGAUAAGGGACUGUCCAGUCUCUUCUUAAAAACCUCCAAUGAUGAAGCACCCACAACUUCUGAAGGCAAGCUCUUCUACUGGUUCAAUUGUUUUCACCGUUGGGAAGUUUUUUCUUAAUUCCAGGUUGCUUCUAUCCUUGAUUGGUUUCCAUCCAUUGUUUUUUGUCCUUCCCGCUAGUGCUUUGGAAAAUAAGUUGACCUCCUCCUCUUUGUGGCAACCUCUCAAAUACUAGAACAUAUCAUAUCCCCAUUAGUCCUUCUUUUCUUUAGGCUAGCCAAACCCAAAUCCUGCAACCGUUCUUCAUAUGUUUUUGUCUCCAGGCCUUUAAUCGUCUUAGUUGCUCUUCUUUGAACUUUUUCUAAAGUUUCAACAUCUUUUUUGUAAUGUGGUGACCAAAACUGGAUGCAGUAUUCUUGGUGUGGUCUUACUAAGGAUUCAUAAAGUGGUACUAAUACUUCAAGUGAUUUUGAUUCUAUGCCUCUGUUUAUACAACCAAGGAUUGUAUUAGCUUUUUUGGCUGCUGCCAUACACUGCCGGCUCAUAUUUAAGUGAUUGUCUACUGGGACUCCAAGGCUAAAUAAACUCAAAUGAGUUAAAUUAAAAUUGAGAAUAAACUCAAGUCCAUUCAGAAGAUCUUUCUGAUUUCAGAAGCAUGAUAACUGGGUGGUGGAGAAUGCCUUUUCCUGCUUUGUUUCCCAAUUAUAGGAUGUGCUCUUUCAUGAAUUGUGCUUGACCAUCAGCUCUGCCUUUAGAAGAUAGAUCAAUAUGCUUAUAUUUUGCUAAAUAGCAAUACCACUUAGACUUAUAUACCACUUCACAGUGCUUUACAGCCCUCUAAGUGGUUUACAGAGUCAGCCUAUUGCCCCCAACAAUCUGGGUCCUCAUUUUACCCAGCUCAAAAAGAUGGAAGGCUGAGUCGACCUUGAGCCAGUAAGAAUCAAACUGCUGAACUGUAGGCAGCAGGCAGGCAGCAGAAGUAGCCUGCAGUACUGCAUUCUAACCACUGCACCACCAUAGCUCAGAGCUUUUUAAUUACAUUGAUCUGAAAUAUGUUGCUUCAUUGAAUUAAUGAAAAUAUAUUUACAAAUGCAAGGUAAAUCUAAGGAAACCAUAUUAUGGCUUUGCAUGAGGCGUGAUGGCUUCAAUGAACUAUGUUCAGCUCAGUUUUGAUUAAUGUCUGAUCAUCUUAACUUUUUAUUCCACGACCACCAGUAUGCAAAUGCCCUCCAUGGCUGUUCCUGAAGAGUCUUUAGAGGUCUCCUUUCAUACAAAUGACGGUAGUUCUGAUGGCUCCCAGCUCAUUUAUUUUUAUGCCCAGUUCAUAUUGUUAGCAGUAACAAAAUGUCAUGGUCUACCUAGGACAAUUGGAGGAAGGAGAGCCUCUUUCCAUAUAGUAUAUCCCUGAGAUUGGUAUGGAGGGCUUCUCCUGAACACCACUGCAUGCUGAAGUACUGCAGUAGCUUCUUUAGGAGGAGAGAACUUUUCAUUGAUCAUCUUGUGCUCCUUCUUCUCAGCUUUAAAACAUGCUCUGCAAGAGAUGUCUGUUAUCCCCAUUUUGUUAUCUUUGAGGUACUAGGCAAAUUCCUUCUUUAUCCUCUAAGACUUCACAAUUCCUUUCUUCUGCUGUUGCAUAAUAUUCUUUAAGAAUCAUAUCUCCCGUGCUUGUUUUAAUCUCUGCUGAGUUUAAAUUGCUAUGUUAAUUGAUGUAUUGUUUCACUUCAUGCAUAGUAGAUGUGUUUGUGUUUCAUUAUGCAUUGUCCUUAGAGCUAUCCAGGAAUUUUAAAAAAUAAACUGAAUAAAUACAUUUUUCCCUCAACUUGAGCCCAACUUCCAGUGACUUCAUGAACACGUCAAUGUUGUUUUCUUGGCACCAAUAUGAAAGUCAUUUGUUUCUUCUGGGAAAAUAAACAAAUAUAUAAACCAAUAAAGUGUUCAGAAUGAGCUAUAA